Messenger RNA from Cutaneotrichosporon oleaginosum, 2678 nucleotides. RefSeq lists its product as uncharacterized. NCBI's taxonomy places the organism in Eukaryota, Fungi, Basidiomycota, Tremellomycetes, Trichosporonales, Trichosporonaceae. Gene Ontology annotation, biological process: phosphorylation; sphingosine biosynthetic process. Gene Ontology annotation, cellular component: cytoplasm; membrane; intracellular membrane-bounded organelle. The record is from RefSeq and is a predicted model, not a curated record.
UCACUCUCGACUCCCCUUGCAACGCCCAAGCGAGAAAGUUUGAUCAGCAUGUCUCAGUCGCCGAUAGGCCCAUGGCCGCCGAUUGAGAGCAUCUGGGCUCAGGCGAAGGCGCUCCUGGGCAUACUGGGCGAGCUGGCCAGCAACGAGGGGUCGGGGCAAGCCGACAAGAGCAAGUCGGGAGUGCCUGCGUCAUACAAAGCCACCUCCCUGACAAUAAUGUCCGUUCCAGCUAUUCCAGCUGUACCCAAACAGUCGGUCGCGCCUGGCUAUGCUGGCCAUGGGGACUCGGCCGCGUCCGCCUCUGACCGCUCACAUGAAUCAUCCACGCCACUCACUCUCUCCAUCCUACCACUCGUCUUCUCCAUCUCCCCUCAGCGCUGCCCCCUCGGCCCAGUAGACCACCUCGACCCCUCGUGCCCACUCCCCCCUCCCUCCGCUCCCCUCACACGCUCUCCGUGUCGCCGCCUCGCCGCUUCCCCGCUUCACUUCUGGCUAUCCACUCGCACUCACCCUCCCACUUCCACUUCCACUUCCACUUCCCCUUCCGCUCCUACUCCUCCGAAACCACCCCAUCCGGCUCGGCCCGCGCGGCAACGGUGUAGCCCAUACACGGCACGGUUACACCCCUUCUUGUUCCCAUCCACAAGCCCGGGCCCGACCUUCCGAGCUGCGGAACAAGUCACAUUAGCGCGCCCCUCGUCCCUACUCUGGUUAACUUUCCGUGUCACUGGCAAGUCGCGUCCACUCCCCGGCAGGCCUCAAAAGAGCCUUCCUUCCUCGUCGUUGGUUUCUUCAUUACCCACUGUCGAGAUGGCCAGCAAACAGGAUAUCCCGGUCAUCAUUCACAACGGCAAGCGCGGUCUUCUCACAAUCGAGGAUGGCCGCCUCGACGUCCUGCAGCUGAGCGCAGAUGGGAGGCCGCCCAAACAACUGCUAUCCGCUCCAGUGCGCCUCCUGUUGCGGGCCGUUCUUGGGCCCGCGCCAACCGGCGUCCCAACCUCGCCUACCCGCAAGUCUGACUGCGAGUCUCUGGAUGGCGCGAAGCGCAUCCUCGACAUUCAUGCGCUGGUCCAGAAGGGCGCCAAAAGUUCCCACCUUCACUACACAAAGAUACGCAUGCUCGUCGAGCCUCGGCACUUUGCAGACGCCGAGCAAUGGGUCGACCAGCUCAUGGCCGCUGCCUAUCCCGUUACAAAGCCCUACCGCCGUGUGCUGCUCCUCGUCAAUCCCGUCGGCGGGAAGGGCAAGGGCAUGGUUAUCGCUAAGCAUACGAUCAUUCCCAUUCUCGAGGCGGCAGGAUGCAAGGUUGACAUGCGCGAGACACGAUACCGUUACCACGCCGAGGAGAUCUGCAAGGAAGCCGACCUGUCUAAGGUAGACGUGAUUGCUGUCGCCUCGGGUGACGGAGGAUACUACGAGGCGUUCAAUGGUUUGGCUGGGCGACCUGACGGGCGCAAGGCCCUGCGCACGCCCAUUGCGCCGCUUCCGACGGGUUCGGCGUGUGCAGCGUGUACAAACCUUUUUGGGCCCAAGGACAACUUCAACGUCGCUCUGGCCACUCUCAACGUUAUCAAGGGACAGCCCAUGCCGAUCGAUCUCCAGUCCGUUGUGUUGUUGCCUUCGCGUGAGCGCCGUGUCUCGUUUCUCAGCGUGGCUCUGGGUCUCAUGGUCGACCUUGACCUUGGUACGGAGAACCUUCGAUGGAUGGGCGACUCCCGAUUCGUGUAUGGCUACAUUCGCGGUGUGGUGCAAAGCAAGUCCUGCAAGGCGCGUAUCACUCUUGACAUUGUGGAAGACGACAAGGAGAAGAUGGCACGAGAGGCACGAGAGGCUGCUCUCGCAGAGCGUGGAACGCGGACACUGGGCGGAGGCACAGAUCCCCUUCAGUUAAUCCGCGGCGUUCAGUCACUGUCAGUUGCCAGCCAGGCCGUCGCUAAGGGUGAUGCGUACGGUGACGGGCACACACCCAGCAGCAGUCGCAAGACUUCGGACUCGCCGGAGACUCCUCAUGUGCCAGGACAGAACAGCCAUGCAGAGGGAAAUGAGUCCAGCAGUACAGCUCUGAUGAACGGCAGCGCUCAUCCCGCAACCGAAGCUUUGCCGCCCGUCGGAUUGGUCAAGCCCACCAGCUCUUGGACCACGGUAGAUUCGAGUGAGAGAGGGCGUCGUGCCUCCAAAUCGGCUGCUUCGAACAAGUGGCAGGCAGGUGACUCUCUACUGUUUCUCUAUGCUGGCCUCAUGCCGUACCCUAGUCGCGACCUCAAUCAGUGGCCUGUUGCCCGCGCUGGGUCGGGUGUGAUCGAUAUAGUGCUGCAGCGAACCGCGGCGCGCUCUACUCUGCUAUCGCAGGCGUCGGUGGGCCAUACCGGUGACCCGUACUGGCUGGAGAGCAUGUGCUACUACAAGGUGCGCGCGUAUACUGUUGAAAACCUGGACAAGGAGAAGCAGCCCUUGUUCACAGUGGACGGCGAGGCGUUCGAGUGGGACAGCUUCCAUGUGGAGGUGCUUCCGCGCGCGGCGACACUUCUAGCUCUCGAUGGGCAUUACUACCAGGGCGAGUUUGUGGAGCAGGCUCCCAGUGUAGGAGCAGGUAAGGCUAAGAAGUAGAUCAAGUCGACAACUCCGGUGCUCUUAUAUGCAUAUACUUCCUAAUGCGUGCGUCAUGCACCCUUGAGCGG